Molecule: messenger RNA, 2861 nt
Organism: Eufriesea mexicana
Lineage: Eukaryota; Metazoa; Arthropoda; Insecta; Hymenoptera; Apidae
Gene: CYLD
Product: ubiquitin carboxyl-terminal hydrolase CYLD
Exons: 11
Coding region: 33-2390 (785 amino acids)
Biological process (GO): protein deubiquitination
Molecular function (GO): cysteine-type deubiquitinase activity
Source: RefSeq, a predicted model, not a curated record
AAUUGUUUUUUCUCAAUAACUGUCUAUGAUUAAUGAUGGAAAAGCGGAAUUCUAGCAAUAAGGAAGACCGUCAGGUCUUCCAAUAUUUUGUCGCUAAACAAAAUACUAUUCUGAUGUGUAUAUCUGGAGAAUGCGACAAAAAUGUCAAUACUUUACGUCUCGGCAUGCUUGUCGAAGCUGUCGAAGAUUUGGGUGAUAGUGCACUUAAAAUACGCGUUAUUGAUACAACAGGAUCAGAAAUUUGGCGUGGCACCGAAUGGCGCUGUCAUAGAUUUGAUUUAAUCUCAGUAACACCAGAAGUAUGGAAAUUUCUACCUGCUGUUUCAGUCCCUCAAGAAAGGGUUCGCUUAGCAAAUUAUAAACACUUAUGUGAAGAACUUAUGAGUCUGGUAAUAAAUGAUACUGUUUGGUAUUGUGCUGAUCCCCUGGGAUGUACCAAAUAUUUGGCUAUUAUUAAAUACAUUGGACCUGUGCCACAGCUUGGGCAAGGAUAUUAUUUUGGCCUUGAUUUAUUGGAAUGUCAAGAAUCAUCAAAAACAGCUUUACUUAGUAAAGAAUACUUUGUUUCUACUCACUCUGAAGGAAGAUUUGCUACAUUAAGUAAUAUAUUCCCAUUAAAACCUGAUGGUCCUACAGGUCUUGCAAAAGCAGAUAAAAAUUAUUUAAUAAAAAUUGAAACAGGAAGUAAUUGUACAAAUGAUAAAAAGAAAUCUGUAUUGGAUACAAUACCACCUGUCCUGUUAGAAAGAUUUACUACAUUUGAUGACAAUAAAAAUAACAAUAGAGAUCAAAGAUCUCUGCCAAAGGAAUAUCUGCAAUCAAUGAAAUCAACAACACAUGAAAAUGAUAGCAAUGUAAUUAAAAGCACAACUACCCAUGGUAGUACACCUGAAAAGAAUGAAAAUAAAAAAUUUGGACGAACAGAGAACUUAGAUUUAAUUGUGGGUUCAAAUGUGAAGGUACUUUUGGAUUCUGAUGUACACUAUGGAAUUAUUCGUUGGAUUGGAACCCCUUCUGGUGUUACACCUGGUAAAUUGAUGGCAGCUGUAGAAUUGGAUGACAGUCACCCAUCAGGUACUGAUGGAACAUACAAAGAUGUAAGAUAUUUUCAAUGUCGACCUUACAGAGCUGUUUUCACAGAUCUGGAGCAAUGUUCUCGAUAUGAUACAAUGGUAAAAGUUGAUGAUCCAACGACGUCGAUAAAUACAGACAAUUUCGGAAAUAUGGGAAGCUCUGUUAUUGUCGGCAUAGUGCGACCUAUUUCUGUAAAAGGAAACUUAGAAAGUAUUUGUGGAAAAUACCGGGGAAUUCAAGGUCAUCACAAUUCAUGCUACUUAGAUGCCACUCUUUUCAGCAUGUUUACAUUUACUAGUGUUUUUGAUAAUCUUUUAUUUAGACCACCGAAUGAAAAAGAUUGUCCACAAUACGAAGAGGUACAAAGAGUAUUACGCGAAGAAAUUGUAAAUCCACUUAGGAAAAAUAUGUUUGUAAGAGCAGAUCGAGUAAUGAAACUUCGAACUUUGCUUGAAAAAUUAUCUUCCGUAUCCGGACUUACCAGUGAAGAAAAAGAUCCUGAAGAAUUUCUAACAUCUUUAGUUGCUCAAAUUUUGAAUGCUGAACCAUUUCUUAAAUUAAGUUCUGGACAAGAUGCAUAUCAUUACCAACUUUUCGUCGAGAAAGACGAUCAUUUAAAUCUUCCAACUGUGCAACAAUUAUUAGAACAAAGUUUUCUUACAAGUAAUAUAAGAUUGAAAGAAGUUCCUUCAUGCCUUAUUAUACAAAUGCCACGGUUUGGAAAAUCGUUCAAGAUGUAUCAAAAAAUUCAACCUACAUUGUUACUUGAUGUAACAGAUAUAAUUGAGGAUUCUCCACGGCAAUGUACUGUUUGUGGAAAAUUGGCAGAAUAUGAAUGUAAAGAAUGCUUUGGAGAAUGUGGUGUUGGACUUGAAAGCAUUGCUUUUUGUUUGCAAUGUUUAGAAAAGGUACAUCGACAUGAACGGAGAACAAAUCAUGAACCAAAGAAACUUAUAGUACCAAUGGAGUUUGCCAUUUUACAAGAACAUUGUCCCGUUCCGCGAUUAUAUCUUGAAUUAUCGGCAGUGGUUUGCAUUGAAACUUCUCAUUAUGUAUGUUUCGUGAAAUGUGGUUCUGGUUCAGAAGCACCAUGGUGUUUUUUUGAUUCCAUGGCUGAUAGGAAAGGAGAACAAAAUGGUUACAAUAUACCAGAAAUGGUUCCAUGUCCAGAUUUCCCAUAUUGGCUAAGUGAAGAGGGUGGAAAUUAUUUAACUGAAUUAACAGACGAUCGCCAUUUACCGGAGCAUGCAAAACGACUCUUAUGCGAUGCAUAUAUGUGCAUGUAUCAAUCUUCUGAUGUUAUGAUGUACAAAUAAGUUAAAUUACCUGAUAAUUUAGGUAAGUUAGGUUUGAAGUUACUACACAAUGAAAAUAGGCAUAAUGUUUGUGCUUGUUGCUUUAUUUAUUUGAUGUAUGCAAUUUGAUAUGAUAAAGGCAAUUAUUCACAAAGUCUUUAUGCUACUAAAGAUAAAAGAUAAAGAAAGGAACAGAAUAAAACUGAAUUGUAUCAACUCAUAAAGUUUGUCCAAACGCUGAUAAAUAAACAUGUAGGCUCGAAGAAGCUAAAGUGAUACACAGUGGAUAACAUAAUUAUCCAAAUGCUUACAUUUAUCACUUUUUCCACGUGAAACAUGUAUGUUAAACUCCAGUAUUUAAAACAACAUAGUACUUAUAGCAAGAGAAAAGUUUUAAGAUUGUCAGUGAAAUUAAAAAAUAAUUCAAUGAAAUAUACAAUAUUUACAAUACAUUUAUCACAAACACGCACCAUGAAUGACCAACAAAAGUAU